This is a messenger RNA of Porites lobata, 1241 nucleotides long. NCBI's taxonomy places the organism in Eukaryota, Metazoa, Cnidaria, Anthozoa, Scleractinia, Poritidae. The record is from the annotation of a GenBank genome assembly.
CUACUUGACCAAUGCGCAUUCUUCUCAGGAGCCUCAAGCCAAGGUGGGCUUUACAAAUGCGAACUUUGCACAAAUACGGUGACCCAAGUUGUAUGCAAUUCGACUCUCCCUUGCUCUGAGGUAAACCAAGUAGGCACCUUGAACGGGAAGAUAGUUUACACAGACGCAAAAGCAGGAAAGGUCAAGCAGUACAAUCCUGAUGAUAACUCGGUUAAAGUUUUGGUGGGAAGUGGACACAACAGUUUAUCCGAAGGGACACAAGAUUCGUGUUCGUUCAAACAAAUCAAGGGGAUUUGCUCUGUAGACAAGACUUUGUUUGUUACAGAUGUUUCCGAUGGAAAAGUGAAGAUCGUGACAAGGCUUUAAGAAACGAUAUCUUUCUAGAGAUUCUUGGCUCCCUUUACGAUACGUUUGGAAUUCAUUCUAAGGGCAUGAAACCUGAAGGAGUGUCCUUGAAACAAGCUAGACGGAACGUCACAAAGAUCGACAACUAUGAGAGAGGUACUGUGAGUAAGGGUAAGGAACGUUACCAGUUGUCUGAAACAUCUACAACGAAUGGUCCACAGGGAACUGUGUCACAGAAGACUCAAAUGUCUGUUUCUUUGCUGAAAAAAGGGACGGACAGACCGUAUAUGAACGUGAUGGACGUUAAUCCAGAAUUUGCGUACGACAUACUGCUGGAAACGCUGCUGACAACACAAGUUGAAAACCUGCAUGCUGUCUCACACUUCAAGCAUGAGACAUUUACGGUUCUCCAGUAUGCCCAGGAUUUUGGUACAAUCGUGAAGGAGUCUAUAAAGCGUACAUCCAGAUGGGCAGCAAAGUACUAUACGCAUGACAAGUCGUACUAUCCUGUCCCUCAAUCUGCCGUGCCCCUUUCAGCUGUUGCAACGAUGGCACCUUUGCCAAGUGAAGGAAUAACACCAGGUAUGGAGGAACAGAUAAAAGAAUGGUUAGAGAGCUACAGACCAGUUCGCCAACGGACUGUUAAGAGUGAGACAACAAAAGAUAAAGCUGGUGCCUUGCCGCCUGCUGUCUACGCUGUUCAACCCACCGGGAACGAGUCUGACGAGCGACUUCGAUCCCCUGAGGAAAUCGAUAUCAUUAGAUCGAAUUCCGUACCACAACCAGUUGUCACUAUACAAUUUGUGAACGAUGGCGAUGUUUCUGAGAUGUUCGAGGAUCACAGAGAGGUACAAAUUGAUGAAUAUGAGACAGAUUCUGAUGACGAAGAAACCGAA